Molecule: messenger RNA, 591 nt
Organism: Emericellopsis cladophorae
Lineage: Eukaryota; Fungi; Ascomycota; Sordariomycetes; Hypocreales; Bionectriaceae
Exons: 2
Coding region: 1-591 (196 amino acids)
Source: RefSeq, a predicted model, not a curated record
AUGGAUCCCGGUGGUAGAGGCGUCUCUCUUGUCAAUGCCGUAGCUCAGCACUUGUGGGGCGUGAACAUGGACCACAGCCAGCGUCCGCUGCUCGAGGCAUUCCUGGAAUCGCCUGUCAUCCAUGGGGCGUUGGGCCAGUUCUGGAAGCAGUGCAGGGACAACAAGAUUGAGCUGAAGGCUACGAACUUUGCCCGUUUUGUGGCCAAGCUGGAGCGCCCAACCACCCAAAUUGUCUUGUCUACCUUGAACAGAACCCCAGUGCCUCUGUCCCACGAGUUCUUUGGUUGCGAGGAAUACGGUUCACACCGGCGCUGGACGCUCCGACAGCUGGUAGCCCAGUUUGUCUGCACCGCCGAGGCUUGGCGACGGCUCCAAGAUCAAGACUCCACGUCCAGCAGUCUGGCUUUUGGCCCAAGUGAGCUUGCCUUAGAUUCAGACGACGGUGGCCGCACUGAGGAGGUCUUUACUGGAUACGGCUGUAACGGAACAUCGGACGUGACCGGCGGGCCCUUUGAAAGGUUUGAAGACGCAGAGUUAGAUGCGUGGACAAGCUUCGACGACGAGGACGACGAAGAAGCAAACUGCGUGUGA